This is a messenger RNA of Diachasma alloeum, 608 nucleotides long. RefSeq lists its product as uncharacterized. NCBI's taxonomy places the organism in Eukaryota, Metazoa, Arthropoda, Insecta, Hymenoptera, Braconidae. The transcript is spliced from 4 exons. The record is from RefSeq and is a predicted model, not a curated record. Bases 1 to 564 code for a protein of 187 amino acids.
AUGAAGGCUGCUGAGAAAGUGGAUUCCGACUUAGCAAAACAGAUGGCUGAAUUGAAAAGGCAACAACAACAGAAGGUCAAAAAACAUGCUCCAGUUGCAUAUGACGUUAAUGUAAUCCAGGGAGCCAAUGAUAAAGAAAAUGAUUCAUUACUAAAUUUAUCGUCUAAAAAGUCAUCCCAAGGUAUUGGAAAUACUGGAAUUCUACGUCCAACUAUUUCGCCUACAAAAAUUAACAAUUCAGAGAACAUCGGGGUCAAAACACAUGCUGGAGAACGUGUAAAUUCGGGAGAGAUUCAGGCAUUUGGCACCUUUUCUGGUUUCAAUAGUGUAUUACUAGCUAACGAUGAGAAUGAUGAAAUUCUGCACGGAAUGUCAGAUUAUAACCCAUUGGCUGAUCCAGUGAUUGAUCCAUUGGCUGACGAAAAGCUCAAUCCAUCAAUUGACGAAAAAUCCCCUGAAUCGAAUCCCGACGAAACCUUAUCAACACAGGCCAUGCACCCUGUUACCGACGAUGAUGAGCCACGAAGUGUAUGUCAUACUCGGUGCUUUUCCCAUACUGAUUGAAGAAAUUCGCUGCAACUACAUAAGUUGUUAUGAAUCAAAUUUAC